Molecule: messenger RNA, 923 nt
Organism: Tetranychus urticae (two-spotted spider mite)
Lineage: Eukaryota; Metazoa; Arthropoda; Arachnida; Trombidiformes; Tetranychidae
Gene: Hacd1
Product: 3-hydroxyacyl-CoA dehydratase 1
Biological process (GO): sphingolipid biosynthetic process; fatty acid elongation; very long-chain fatty acid biosynthetic process
Cellular component (GO): endoplasmic reticulum membrane
Molecular function (GO): 3-hydroxyacyl-CoA dehydratase activity
Source: RefSeq, a predicted model, not a curated record
UAUUUAACCAGUAAUUCUUGAUUUUUCAGUCUUACUCAAUAAAUAUACAUUUUUGCUGUGCAAAAAUCUACUUAUCUAAAAAUCAUUUAUUUAAUUAUUCUGUUUCUGGUGCAAUUCAAUAACAAUGAAUAGAAAUCAUCCAAUUGCAAAGUUUUACUUAAUUUUAUAUAACCUAUUUCAAUUUGCAGGAUGGGGAAUGGUCCUGUACGGGUUGUUUACCGCUGCCAAAUCUGGUGAUUUAAAUCAUAAGAAAUUGUAUGAAAACAUACGAUUACCAUUGUUGUUUUUCCAAACUCUGCAGUUGAUUGAAGUUGUGCAUGCAGCUAUAAAAUUGGUUCCAUCAUCACCUUUUCUAACUUUUCUUCAAAUUAUUUCAAGAAUAGUCGUCUGUUGGGCCAUUCUCGAACCAGUCCCUGAAACUCGCUCUAGUGUUGGGUUGUUGCUCAUACUUGGAGCUUGGGGUCUUGCAGAGACAACCCGUUAUUUAUACUAUGCACUCAACAUUAUUAACCUUGUCCCAUACAUCUUGACUUGGUGUCGAUACUCGUUUUUCCUUGUACUUUAUCCUGCUGGUGUUUCAGGUGAACUAUUGCUGAUGUAUGCCGCUUUAGGCCCCAUUAAGCAACGAGAGUUACUUUUUUUCAAAUUACCAAAUCCAUUGAACAUAUCAUUCUACACUGAUUAUGCAGUUAUGGCCUUCAUGGCUUCUUACAUACCAUUUUUCCCUAAACUUUACUUUUACAUGGUAUCGCAAAGAGGAAAAUCAUUGGCAAAAACAACAUCAACAAAAAAGACAAAAUAAAGGAAGGCGUCUUCUGACAUCUUCUUUCCUUCAUUUCUGGGCAUUUAGUUAAUUUAAAUUGGAUUUUUUAUUGAUAGAUAAAUUGCGGCGAAAAACAAUAAAUACGUAUUUUUUUGAAAAA